AAGACCAUUGCGAUUUAACACGUGUUUCGAUUCAGUGUUUUGAUUAUCACCAUUCCUACAAUAUAAAACCCUUGCUUCCAUCCGCAGAUCUUGCAUUUGUUUUGAUUCCAAGAAGAGAAGAUGCAGUCGGCAAGAAUUCUGAUCAUUUUAGGCCUCCUUGUUCCUCAGUGCGCAUUGGGCGCCCCAACCCAACAAACAAUGCAAUUCCUCGAGGCCAUGGGCAGCAAGUACAAAAACCCAACAGUUUACGCAGUUCGCUUAGACUCAGAUGUCAGCUUAGACUGCGAUACGAACGAGCGCUCAGUUGUGGUCACCCUGUGGCACAGGAUGAGACCUUCUGAUACCUUUAGGCAGGUUCCUGAACAGGAAGGAAAAGUGAACAAGAAAAAGCCUGGGAAAUUCACCGUGCUCAAAGUCACUCUUGAAGACAUAGGGUUCUAUCAGUGUAGAGCUCUGAGUGAUAGCAAACAAGAAAUCACCAGGGAUUUUGUUGUUAUCAUUUCUGCUUCCCCAAGUCUGGUAAUGUCCCCAGAGGUCCUCCUGGAACGCAAAGUGUCAGGCAGUAAUGUUAGGAUAUCAUGCGAAACUACUGCCAAUCAGCGCAUUAAGUGGUUCUAUUACCCAACCAAUGAAGACCCGUCACAGAAGCAGAUGAUUCAGCACUCUAACAAAUACCAUGUGUCUAGCAUCACAGAAAGUGCUGGUUUUGGAUCCAUUAAUGUCACAAUAACCAAAAGCACUCUCACCAUUGUCAACGCCCAGGUUUCUGAGAGCGGUCAUUACGAAUGCCGUCUAGGAAAACCGUUUGAAUAUCUGUACAGGAAUAACCAUCUAGUUGUAACAGACCCCACGCCACCACAGUGCUGAAUAACGUAUGCGCAUGCGCGUUCUCUGGCGAAAACAAGCACAAUCGUAGUGUUGAAUCGUUCGAGAAAAGCACUGGCGUACCAGCUCAGAAACCAUCACGGCCACGCCCAAUACCCCAGUCUUCCUCGGAUGUAAGCCAAAUGGUUACCCUAAACCCACGAUUGAGUGGAAAUAUUUCCCGCGGAUGAAAAAGGGUGUAUCUAUUAAACCGUGCACCCGUAUCCACGUGGAAAGAUGCACUGAUGAGGACUUCAUCCAAGCUACAGAUGGUAUCAUAGUAGAGCGACCCGACGUCGACUAUCACAGUGGAAUGUUCCUCUGCAUCUCCAACAAUCCCUUCGGUACAGCACGAAAAUACUUCGUAGUCAACGUACCACAUGCCCCAGAGAUAGACAGAACAAACACUCCGAAAGUCAUCCUGCGAAAGCCCGGUCCAUCUACAUUUACUGUGUACUUUCAGCACCUCGGUUACCCUGAACCAAGGAUUCGAUGGGAAAUGCAACCCUCUUGGUUUUAUGGAAGUCCUGCGAACCCAUCUAUGUGGCGUCCUUUUGAGUCGUACGACAAGGCCGUCAGGCCAGAAGUACUCAAGAAACCCACAGAGGGAAGCUUAUCAACUGUUGUGCGGAUACCCUUCACCCUCAAUAUCGGGGCGUGGUUUAAGGUCACGGCGUCUAACGAUGAGGGCUCUGACAGCUUAGAGGUUCUCUUUAUUGGUCAGUAACUGAACUGAACAAUACAGCGAGUGUAGGGACAUACCAAGUGCUUUUACAAGUGUAGCACGGUCAAGUGAACAUAUCAAAUGCUCUGACAUGUGUUCUACAUACAAAAUCUUAGCCUCAGGUCAUGCACAAACCCAGGAUUUGUUUAAGUGUGAGGUACUCAGGUAUAAAUAAGAAAAGAAAAAGACUUGUUGGCGGAAGUACGCAUGCGCCCUGUGACCAGCCUUACAAGCACAGCU
Messenger RNA from Nematostella vectensis (starlet sea anemone), 1828 nucleotides. RefSeq lists its product as uncharacterized. The transcript has 6 exons. NCBI's taxonomy places the organism in Eukaryota, Metazoa, Cnidaria, Anthozoa, Actiniaria, Edwardsiidae. The record is from RefSeq and is a predicted model, not a curated record. Bases 121 to 867 code for a protein of 248 amino acids.